Messenger RNA from Closterium sp. Naga37s-1, 5736 nucleotides. Lineage: Eukaryota; Viridiplantae; Streptophyta; Zygnematophyceae; Desmidiales; Closteriaceae. The record is from the annotation of a GenBank genome assembly.
AUGCUGUUACCUCACCCCGCCGGUACGAGCCUCCCCACAUCGACUACCGAGUCCUCCUACUUUCCGCUUGCACCGUCUAAUACCCAACCGCACCACGAGUCGCAGCAUGAAUCCCCGUUAGACUCCCAUUCGCAAGCAUUCCCUUCCCUGUUGGAAUCCGCUGCGCACGCCUUAUCCGCUAAGAACGCCGACGCGGAUCUUGCGAACCCCGCGGGGAUAUUUCCGCAGCUCGAUCUAGCCGUCAGUAGAGGCCUCGCGCUACUUACAGGCGAGGACGAGGGGUUAGAGGUAGGAGAAACGGCCGGGCUCGGCCCGAAGAGAAAGGAGCAGCCGCCAACCGCGGCGGAUUCCGAGUGCCCUAAUUUCAGAGCGGGUAGGGUGCCUUGCCAGUGCACGCAGGCCGACGCGCAGCUCGCCGUGAAGCGCCAGCGGUUCCACGGCCGCGGAGGGGCGUUCCCAGGCGCGCGCGCGUCGUCGGGGCGCAAGGGGGAUAAGGGCGCGCGGAAACGCGGAGCAGACGUGGAAGCGGCGGGGUCGCAGGCGACCGGGGGGUCGGGUAACCUUCGAUGCCAAGUGGACGGCUGUGAUGUGAUGCUGUCGACCCUGCGCGAGUAUCAUCAACGGCAUCGGGUGUGCGAGGCGCAUGCCAAGGCGGGAUCGGUGGUCCACGAGGCCAUUGUUCAGCGCUACUGCCAGCAAUGCGGCCGGUACGUUUCCCCGCCUCUACCUGCCCCCCCGCCCAUUCCACCUCCCCUCUCGCCGCCCAUUUUCGAUUCUCCUGUCUGCUUUCGCCACCGUGGCUUCAUUCCUAUCGCCACCGUCUCCCGCAGAUUCCAUCCUAUCGGCGAUUUCGACGAGGCUCGUCGCAGCUGCCGUCGCAAGCUGCAGCGACACAACAACCUGCGAAAGCACAAGGCGCUCAAGCCGCCCACCCCCGCCGCUUUCCCCCUCCCGCCGUCCCCGCCCAACACGACCGCGGACGAGGGCGCGUCGCCGGAGAAAAGCAGCAGUGGCGGAAGCGGAUGCGACGGCGUUGGCGGAGAAACCGGCGCGGCGUCGGGGGAGGCGGAGACUAAGCGGAACGUUGUUGCAGGGGCAUUAAGAGAGCGGGCGAGCGACGGGAUUGCCCUUGGCGGAGGAGGGGGAGGAAACUCGAGGGGGAUGGGGGUUCGGGAGGCGGGGGAAGAGGUGAAGCAGAAGCUGUCUUUGGUGGCGGACGGCGCGGUUUCGCCGCAUGGCGCUCGUAACGCGGACGUGUCCGCGUCUGCUUCUAUGCAUAGCGACUCUGGGGACAGCAAUGGCACCGGGGGCGCGAGGGGUGCGCUGGGGCAGGCCCGAGGGAAGGGGGACGGCGGAGCGCAGGAGGGGGGAGGAAUGGGGCAACGGCAUCAGGUGGAAGGCGAGUGGCGUAGCGGAGGAAGCGGUGGUGCUGCCGGACGCUUGUGUCACUCCCUCCCUUCUGUCGCUCCCUCUCCUGCUGCUGCUGACCCACCUGGUGCUGUUGCUACUGCGGCUGUUACUACGCGCACGGCUCCUGCCAACACACCACUGGCUCGUUUCGCACCGCCUCCUCCUUCCCCCGCGACUCCCCCCCUCGCUGGACCUCUUUCCUUCACACCCGUUCCCCCCUUCCCCGAUCCUCCCCCUCAAUCCACCCUCGACCCUGUGUGCCCCGCCCGCACACCUACGCCUGCGCCCCCUUCCGCCUUGCGCCAAACCUCCGCAGUUUCCCCCACACGUGCGCCCACGCCCCUGCUGUCGCUCCCAGUUCUGCGGGACCGUGCGGGGGCUCGCCGCGCUGAUGCUCCGGGUAAUACUGCUCCUGCUGCUGCUCCUCCUCCUCUCCCUCCUGCUGCCUCCGCCGCUGCUGCUGCUGUAGCUGUUGCCGGUGUUGGUGCUGGCAGCGACGUAAACGGUGCUUGUGGCAACGCGUCGUCCCUCGCGCCAAGUGCCGUCGCUCUGCACUUGCAGAACUCAUCACCGCCUCGCGUGGCCAGCGGUGUCGGCGGAUGUGAAGGAGGAGGCGGAGCAGGAGGAGGAACAGGAGAACGAGAAGGAAGGGAAGCAGCUAUUGCAGAGCAGGCAAAGCAGGCAGAGGGUGCUGUAAGUGCUGUGGCCGCUGUGACAAGACCAGGGAAGCGACCGGCCAGCACGCGCAUACCAGCAACAGCGGCUGUGCCAGCGGCAGAAGCAGGAGGGGUGCCUGUGAACGGCGCGGCGACAAACAGCAGGCAGCGGGCGCGCGGAGCGGAGGGGGAGAGGGAGUGCGGGGGAGACGGGGAGGGUGAGGGGUCGACGGGCGUGGUGGUGGGACAAGAAGCCGCAGGCGGAAGCUGCGCGGGUAGCGCGCGGGAGAGGGCUGCGGGGAAGCCGCGGAAGGAGGGGAGGGGUUCGGUGGCGGGGGGGAAAGAACACGGGGAAGUUGGAAAGGAAGGUUGCGCGGGGAUGGGGAGUGGGCCGAUGCAGGGGGUGCACCAUCAGCAGCAGCAGCAGCAGCAGCAGCAGCAGGAGGCCGUCCCGUGUGCAGGGGCAGCAGGCGGCAGUGCAGUGCAGGGCACGAGUGAGUCGAACACAGGGAAGGAGGUCCAGUCAUCCGUUGUGAAGGGCGCGGGCGGAUUCACUGCCGACGAGAUGCUAUCUGGUGCAGGCGAUAUGAGCAUAAGCGCCCAAUCCGGCUCUCCUGCCCCUGCUCCUCCUACUGCCGCUGCUCCAUCUUCUCCCGCUGCUCCUCCUGCCUCUGUUGCUCCUUCUGCUCCUCCUACCGCUGCUGCGUGCGCUGCUCCCACGGCUGCGCCUGCAGGCUGCUGCAAGUCCGCACGUGACCGCUCUGCUCCCCUCCCCAUGCCCCUGCGCGCCUCCCCCUCCGUCUCUCCGCUCUCCUCUGAUGGGGACGCUGUGGGGAGGACGAAAGAGGGGAGGAGCGCGGAUGAGGCGUCGGGGGAGGAGAGUGAGGGGCGGAAAGAGGGGAGGUCGGAGGGAGGGCAGAGUCCCGGCGAGGAUGGGCGGUUGGCUUCAUGGAUGGAAGCCUGCUUGACUUGCGCAGAUGGCAGUGGGCGGAGUGCGGUUGAGAGGAAUCUGAAAGUGCUGGGAGGGGUGGUGGCGCACGGAUGCUGCUGUAAUGGGAAAGGUGGUGGUGAGGGGAAGAAGGUGGAGGAGGGAGGGAGCGGAAAAGAAGUGGGAGUGGAUGGCGUGAGGAGAGGUGGCAGAGAUAGCAGAUGUCAUGAGGGGGAGCCUUCCGAGCUGAUGCCACAGCAGCCGCAGCCGCAACAACAGAAGCAGCAGCGGCAGCAGGUACAGGUGCGAGGGCAGGGGAUGGAGAAGCAGGAGGAGUUGCAGAGUGGAGGGGAGGCGAAGGAAGGAUCAGUGCAGGGCGAGCAGAGGGAGGGGGUGGUGCAGCGCGAGGAGCGGCCGGGAGGAGUGAGAGCAGGGGAGGAGCAGCGCACGGGACGCAUCUCUCUGAAGCUCUACGACUGGAACCCAGGGGACUUCCCCCGCCACAUUCGCCACCAGAUUCUGGAAUGGCUAUCGAGCAUGCCAUCGGACUUGGAGGGGUACAUUCGCCCGGGCUGCACGCACCUCACUCUCUUCGCUCGCCUGCCUGACCAUGCGUGGACUCAGAUGGAGAAGCACCCUUCCCCAUUCCUCCACACACUGCUCCACCCCUCUCAACCACUCUCGCCCCACUUCUCGUGUUCCUCCUCCCCUUCGCCUCCCUCCCCCCUCGCGCCGCCCUCGCCUACUUGGUGGUCGGUGGGGUGCAUGGCAGUGCAGCUAGGGUCGCACACCGUGCAGCAGCGCCUGCUGGUGGACCAUGGAGUCAUCCGUGCCACCACACAGCUUUACCCCUCACCAUCCGCCCCUCUCCUCCAUCGCCCGCGGGGUCUCUUGGCACUUCCACUCUCCCCCGCGCCCUCCUGUUUGGUCCUGCGAGCGUCAAACCUGCCUGCUGCAGCAAGGUUGCUCUGCUCUCUCGCCGGACGUUACCUUGUUAACGCUGCCACCGACUCGCACACACAUGCAACACAAGCGCACCAUGGGGCCAUGCUUAGCCAUGCAGAUGAGAGGGGGAAGAUCCUGGACAAGGGACAGCUGGCGGGAGAGGAGGAGGAGGAGGAGGAGGAGGAGGAGGAGGAGGAGGAGGAGGAGGAGGAGGAGGAGGAGGAGGAGGAGGAGGAGGAGGAGGAGGAGGAGGAGGAAGCGGAAGAGGAGGAGGAGGAGGAGGGAGCAGAGGAGAUUUCUUUGGUAGUUCCUCCUCUGAGCACGUGGGGCACGCUUCGUGUUGAGGUGGAAACGUCAGCUGGGUUGUCUCAGCCGCUGCCCCUGCUCGUGGCCCCUGCACCCAUCUGCACCGAACUGCACUCCCUUCUCUCGCCCUCCGCCUCGCCACCCUCCCUCCUCGGCCUUCUUCCCCAUGCAUCCCCUCCCUCGUCCACCCCUUCACAUGGAGCAGCAGCAGCAGCGGCAGCAGCAGCAGCAGUGUUCACUGACAUGUCUCGGCUUGCAGAGAUGCUCACAUGGGGUGGUGUGUGUCGCUGCCACGACUGUAAAUGCGGUCUUGGCUCAUGUACUACUGAUGUAACUGCCACCCCUGCUGCUGGCCCUGCUGCCGCCCCUGCCGCUUCUGCUGCUGACUCUGAGUUGCUUGUAGGAAGAAAUAGAGUGCCUUGUGGUGGGAGCAGGCAUGUGGGCAGUGCAAGGGAGAGCAGCCAUGCAGGGGAGGGGAAUGUGGAGGAAGGUGAUGAGGUGAUGAGGGAUGGGGCCAGUGAGAUGGAUACGGGGGAGCAGCAGGAGCAGGAGCAGCAGCGGGAGGAGGAGGAUCAGGAGCAGCAAAGGCAGGAGCAGGAGGAGGAGGCGGUGGUGAGUGAGUGGGUGGAGGACAUGGGAUGGGUGCUACGCAAGCUCACCCUGCCCUUGCAUCAAGCAUCCGCGGCCGUGAUGAAUGUGCAGCAUGAGGUGACUCGCAUGCACCGCCUGCUCUCCCAUGCGGUCACCCAAGGGCUGCUCGCAACGUCCUCUGCUCUGCUGCACUGGACUGCCCGCCUCGCCAUCAUUGCUGCUGCUGCCCAUGCCACUUCGCCGCCCUCCUCUGUGCCCCCUCCUGCUGCUGCUAAUGUCGCCGCCACAGCUUCCGGUGCUGGUGCUACCGCUGGUGCUGCUGGUGCUACAGUGGCUGCUGCUCGUGCGAGCAGGGAGGCAAUGGAGGGCGUUGUGAGGGCGGUGGGGUGGGAGGAAGCGAGUGGGUGGUCUCUGCUGCACGUGGCAGUGGCGCAGGGGAAUGAACCGCUGGUGGCCCUGCUGCUGAGGUUUGGCCGGGGAGACAUGGGCCGCCGCGGAGAGCACAGAACGACCAGCAGCACUGUUGAAGGCAUUGAGAGCAGCACUAGCGGUUCUGGAGGCUCAUUAUUCGCAGUUGGCGUGGAGCAAAUGCUGCUGCGUGUAACGUCCGACCCAACAGCAGCAGCAUCACAUGCACCACCGCCGCUCCACCACCGACCUUCCUCCACCUACUCCUCCUCCUCAUCCGUCCAGCCAUGCUCUAUCGCAACGAAUCCCCCCUGGUGGUCGCCAGUGGCAGCAGGGCCGGGAGGGGUGACGGCCCUGCACGUGGCUGCACGCCUGGCGGCUCUGCCCCCGGCCAACUCGUGUGGGUGCGGGCAGCUGAGGCUCACUGACGCACAGAGGGCUGCGGCAACAAGGAUUGCUGCCCUGCUGCAGGCGUACCUUCACCCCCAUGAG